AUGAAAAUGGAUGUUAAACACAACUCUUCUCCGCCUCCGUCGGGAGAUCGCAGCGGAGGCGAUCAAGAUGUUGGAGAUGUCGUGGAAACUCCGGAUCGACUUGAACCUAAGAAUAAGACCAACGGUGAUGGGCCUGCGAACGGUCAGAAGGCCAACGCCAAAGACCCGUCGAGGCCGCGAAGGAAGAAAGCAAGGAGGGCCUGCUUUGCUUGCCAGCGGGCGCAUCUGACAUGCGGUGACGAAAGACCGUGUCAGCGGUGUAUCAAACGUGGUCUUCAGGAUGCGUGCCAUGAUGGCGUUCGCAAAAAGGCCAAAUAUCUCCAUGACGCGCCCGACGGAGCGCUGAUGCCCGGGGUCGGUGGGAACUUCUAUAACAACAGUCCGAUGCGGAACGAACUGCCCCUCUCCAGAAACGGUGCCAACGCAGUCAACACCACAGCGCAGCAACAAAGCGCCGGUCCUAAUUUCUAUCCUACGCCCCAGUCCAAUUCCUUUAAUGUUUACCAGGAGAACGCUAUCAACCAAAGCCCUUUUCCCAACCAGUCGCCGGUUUCGCCGACCUUCACACAAAAAACAAAUCCCAAUGCCCGAACUCCCAGUCUAUCGGCUCCGGUGAACCAGCAACCUUCCAACCCGGCUGUGUCAGGAGCAGGACAGGCGCAGAAUCCGUUCGCAGGGCCUUUUUUCGAUCCCAGUGAUCCGGCGCUUUUCAACUUUGAUCUUUCCAGCAUGAAUUUCGAGAAUCGAUACGGCGCAUUGGAGUUUAGUAUGCUAGGACAUAUGGCUACGGGGGCUGGUGAUUCCCCCAGUGAUUCAGCAACCCAAAGGGGCUCAAUGGGACGCAGUGGUUCGGCUCAGUUUGCCACUACGCCCAUCACUGGGACUGCGGGAUUUGGAGAAAGUCCCGGAAGUCAGCAGCCUUUUAUGUUCGGUGAUCCUCUUCUGAAUGAAUGGUCUGGUCAGACCUCAGGCCCGCCGCAUAUGAAUGUCGGUGGCGUGUAUGCACAGUCUGGCCAGAACAGCAUAAUGCCUGGGCACCUUUCAAAAACCGAUGCGCCACAUGCAUUUGCUAUUGAAAGCGGACCGGUGAAUUUUGCCAGCCCCAAUGCAGCUUCCAGUCCUCACCUUCCGAGCGGUUUUGAUGAAACACCAUUCAACAAUGCAUUGUCAAACAAGUCGAAUGGCCUGGCACCAAACGGACAGCGGCCGUCGAUCUCGACGCCAAGCCUGAAGCCGCAGAACAUGCAGGUCGGGAUUAAACGGCGUCAUCGGAAUCCGUCUUCCAUCUACGAGAGCGUCAAGGAGCCGUAUGGUUAUACCAGUGGCUUCCACAACUUGACUGCUUUUAUUCAGCGGCGAUUUUCUCCGCAGAAAACUCUUAGGAUCGCAAAAUCACUGGCAUCUAUUCGCCCAUCCUUUAUCGCUACUACCAAAACGCUAAACCGAGAUGACCUGAUUUUUAUGGAAAAGUGUUUCCAGCGGACACUAUGGGAAUACGAAGAUUUUAUCAAUGCUUGUGGCACCCCGACGAUUGUCUGCAGACGUACUGGAGAAAUCGCAGCUGUGGGAAAGGAAUUUAGUAUCCUUACCGGAUGGAAAAAAGAUGUGCUUUUGGGAAAGGAACCCAACUUGAACGUCAACACCGGAGGAUCGUCGGUUCCCCAGUCAGGCACCACCUCGCGCGGCAGUUUUACACCCCGAAGCGCGACCUUGGAAAACAUGCCCAGUGGACGCCCGCAACCAGUGUUCUUAGCCGAGCUUCUCGACGACGACAGCGUGGUCGAUUUCUACGAAGAUUUCGCCCGACUUGCGUUUGGGGAUUCCCGUGGAAGUGUCAUGACGACAUCCAAGCUCCUGAAGUACAAGACCAAAGAGGACAUGGAGCUUGCCACGACGGAUGAAAACCAACGUUGGAACAACCAUCUGCGCAAGGGCGGGAUUGCUGGCGAGGCGGGCAUGAACCAGUUGGGGUUCAAGGACGGCAAGGUCGAAUGCGCAUACUGCUGGACAGUCAAGAGAGACGUGUUUGACAUUCCGAUGCUGAUUGUGAUGAAUUUCUUGCCCUGCAUUUGA
Molecule: messenger RNA, 2073 nt
Organism: Aspergillus wentii DTO 134E9
Lineage: Eukaryota; Fungi; Ascomycota; Eurotiomycetes; Eurotiales; Aspergillaceae
Product: Zn(II)2Cys6 transcription factor domain-containing protein
Exons: 3
Coding region: 1-2073 (690 amino acids)
Biological process (GO): cellular response to starvation; regulation of DNA-templated transcription
Cellular component (GO): nucleus
Molecular function (GO): RNA polymerase II transcription regulatory region sequence-specific DNA binding; DNA-binding transcription factor activity, RNA polymerase II-specific; zinc ion binding
Source: RefSeq, a predicted model, not a curated record